Messenger RNA from Dothidotthia symphoricarpi CBS 119687, 1709 nucleotides. RefSeq names its product vacuolar ATP synthase subunit H. Gene Ontology annotation, biological process: proton transmembrane transport. Lineage: Eukaryota; Fungi; Ascomycota; Dothideomycetes; Pleosporales; Dothidotthiaceae. The record is from RefSeq and is a predicted model, not a curated record. The coding region runs from base 76 to 1539 and encodes 487 amino acids. Gene Ontology annotation, cellular component: vacuolar proton-transporting V-type ATPase, V1 domain; fungal-type vacuole membrane. The transcript has 3 exons. Gene Ontology annotation, molecular function: proton-transporting ATPase activity, rotational mechanism.
GAGCUUCCCUAGACAUACACUGUCAGCUCCACACGCCGCGCCUUGUAGCACGUAAUCCCGAAGGACCUCCUCAAAAUGUCGCUAGAGCCGCCGGCGUACCUUACCUCGAUCCAAAACAACAUCCGCGCGCGCCCAAUAUCAUGGGAAGGCGCAGUGCGGGCCAAGACCAUCACGGAUGCAGACCUUAAGAAGAUCAAGUCAAUUGACAAGGUGCGCAAGGAGCAGCGGAAACAGACAAUCGAGGCGGAUACGGAUAGCUUCGUGACGUUGUUGCUGGGCGGAAAUGGAUCGCAGAGCAUCUUCGAGGCGGCAGCCAAACGCCAGGACAUUAUCCACUACAUGCUGGUGCUGCUGGGGGAUAUGCUCGAGGAUAUCCCCACUCUCACCUCAGCUCUCGUUCAGCACCCAACGCCGUACAAGCCUUUCCUGCCGCUUCUGAAAGCUUCGUCGAACAGCGAGGAUCCUGUUCCACUGCUCACGUCUUCUGUACUCUCGGGUCUGCUCUCCUACGCUGUCAUCCAGCCCUCGAAGACCACGUCUCAAGUCGAUGAGGCCCUGCCCCAGCUUUUUACGUACCUUUCCACACUUGCAAAGGCGUCAGAUGCUGGCCUUCAGGACAUUGCUGUGCGGGAGUUUUCAGCUGUCCUUCGAAGCGCCAGGUCUCGGCAAAUUUUCUGGAAGCACAGGAAAGAAACCCUUGAUCCUCUGUUUGACAUUCUGCGAGCAGCAGCAGGGUCCACCAAGGACCAGGAUUCGACGCUAUACAGCGGCGGCGGCACCGCUAGCAUUCGUAGCACUGAAGGUGGCUUGUCAGGUGGUGUAGGACUACAGCUCCUCUACCAUGUUCUACUUGUCAUCUGGCAGCUCAGCUUUGAGGGUCAACUAGUCGGCGAGGGGCUCCAAGAUGAGCACGACAUUGUCAUCUUGUACACACAUCUCCUGCGCGUCUCACCCAAAGAAAAAACUACGCGCCUUCUACUCUCGACCCUCGUGAACCUGUUGAACACCAACCGAAACACCCUUCUCCCCUCGGCAGUCCUCGCCCGCCUACCAGCACUUCUCUCGAGCCUGAAAUCACGCCACUUGACAGACGAAGAUGCUCUUGAGGAUCUGCAGUCACUGAACGAACUCCUCGAGGAAUACACCAAGACUCAGACUACCUUCGAUGAGUACGCCGCCGAGCUACAGUCCGGCCACCUCCGCUGGUCACCACCUCACCGUAACCCCGACUUCUGGCGUGAGAACGCGCGCCGCAUCUUGGAAGACAACAAGGGAGAGCUACCUCGCAAGCUUGCGGAGAUCAUGUCCAAGAGCUGGGAAACCGACAAACAGGUGCUGGCUAUUGGAUGCAAUGACGUAGCAUGUCUCGUCAAGGAAGUUCCAGAAAAGAGGCAACAGCUGGAGAAGCUAGGUCUGAAGGGCAGGGUUAUGGAGCUCAUGCAAGAGGCAGACGAGAGUGUCAGGUGGGAGAGUUUGAGAGCGGUAGGAGAGUGGUUGAGGUACAGCUUCGAGUCCAAGAGCCAGUUGCCGAUUAGAUGAUGUGGUGAUUUGGUUAGUAGUUUCGAAGCUCCUUGGAGCUUGCAAGUCUUUCAUAUCUGUCCUACCUCUUUGCACUCGAUCUUCUUUGCAGAUCUUGAUACAGUGAUAGGAUAACUCAGUACAUAAAUAACAAGCGUCUUCACCAAGACUGAACCCUGUUUCAUUCCAGC